CCGUUUUGUGAUCCCAACGCGAGCAGUAGUAUUCCGGCGCAUUUUGGCUUUGACCCAUACCAAAUCGUAGCUCGAUUCAUGAUACCCAUCCUUGUUUGAAGCUAGAAUUAAGUUACCCAUUACUUUUCGGUAUCGAACCAGCAAGCUCGAAGCUUCUUGGACCCGGAUUCGGAAGCUCAAGCCUUCUCGACGUUGACCCACUUCUAACCUAAGAGGUUUUGGUGUGAGUCAGCAGGGAAGUCGUAAUCUUAGUUCCUAGAUUUGGUGAUCAUGGGAGGUCAUGGAGGUCUGAAUAUUCUUCCUCAAAAGCGAUGGAAUGUGUACAACUACGAGAACAGGGAGAAAGUGCGGCGAGAUGAAGAAGCCGCAGCAAAAGAAGAACAGCUUAAACGCGAGCAGGCAAGGAAACGGGAUGCCGAGUAUCGUCUUGAGCAGCUUCGUACUGCACGGGGUUUAGCUCCAGUGAAUGACGUUGCGAGGCCUCUAGAAUCAGACCUGAAACCUGGUCACAUAAAUCUAUUUGAAGGAAUCAAGAUUUUUGAUCCAAUUAAUGGUUCAGAGAACAGAGUUGAAGAUGGAUCUAAGAAGAAGAGGAUGAAGAAGGAAGAAGUGGAAAAAAAGGUUAUCACAGCUGAAGACGAGAAGUAUAAGUUAGGUUAUGGUGUUGCUGGAAAAGGAGUCAAGUUGCCAUGGUACCUUGAGAGGCCUAUGGAUGAUUCUGAUAGCGAUGAAAAUGACAGUUCAUCGAGAGUGGUGAGUGGGGAUGUAAAAAAAGGAGAAAAGAAAACCUUGGAAGAACUGAGAGCCGAGCGUUUGAGGCGAGAGCAGAAGGAGAAGGGAAGGGAGCGUGCUCUAAUUGCAGAGAGAAGCCGGAAGAUCGGGUCAGCUUUUAGAGAAGGAGAUUCAUCAUCCAGGAGGUGGAAAUCCAGACGAUAAGGACACAUAUCCUCAGGAUUAUGAUAUCAUCUUGGUUUUAGCUUGCAGUUUUUGAAGAAUGCUGACUUCCAGUAUAUUGAGAUGAUCUUUUGAAGUGCAAAUUCUAAGCGUAAAAUGUUAUUUGCAUCUUAUAAUGGUGUGAUGCAUUUCAAUGCUCUUAAAUGAAGAUCCCAGGGAAUUGUUUAUGUUCAAAGCCCUCCUGAAAAUUUUGAUACUCUUUGGGUGAAAUUUAUGUGGGCCUUGUGGAAUAUGUAAUUUGCAGUUCGUGCGGACAAAUAUGUUCUCAACUCUCUACUGGAAUCCAUUGUACUAUUCUCAUAUGUAAGUGAAAACUGAUCCGAGUUUGUCAAAAAUUUCAAACUUCAUCAUUUGUUUUUA
Molecule: messenger RNA, 1314 nt
Organism: Momordica charantia (bitter melon)
Lineage: Eukaryota; Viridiplantae; Streptophyta; Magnoliopsida; Cucurbitales; Cucurbitaceae
Product: leukocyte receptor cluster-like protein
Source: RefSeq, a predicted model, not a curated record